This is a messenger RNA of Fusarium fujikuroi IMI 58289, 435 nucleotides long. RefSeq lists its product as uncharacterized. The record is from RefSeq and is a predicted model, not a curated record. Lineage: Eukaryota; Fungi; Ascomycota; Sordariomycetes; Hypocreales; Nectriaceae. Bases 1 to 435 code for a protein of 144 amino acids. The transcript has 2 exons.
AUGGACUUGGCUUUCUCCAUGAUUAAGACACCAUAUGGACUACUGCAACUGUCUAUCUUGAACUUCGUUGUUCCAGUAAGGCGUCAUCGGAGUUCACCUCCCAUUAGAGAGGACCGACAAGACGAUGGUGCAGCCCGUAAUCGAGGAGAUAUUGACAGAGCCAGCCCCUACGAGGACAUCGACGUGGCUGAGGGGGUUUCUGACGAUGAGAUUUCUGAUGAACCACAGGAUCCAGUUGUAUCAGAUCCCUUUGCCCAGAAAUGGGUAACCCGGCUAAUAUCUGCAACACAAGAACCGCCAAGAGAUAUCACUCGAUUCCUCAUACCAGGUAUCACGCUCCCUAUAGUCAACUAUCACAGCCAUGCUCCAGAGAGCGAACGAUUUCGCAGAGAUCCAAGACUUAAAGAUGCUCAAGGGAGAGGAUUUCAGGGAUGA